AGGCCGCUUGUCCACGAUCAGAAUAUUCGCCGUUAGCUUGUUCCGGUGAACUUGCCGGAUAGGUUGGUUAUAUCCUUAUAUAUAUUCAUGUGUGUCCACGAGCCGGCACGUUUUUUCGCCGGAUACGGUACCGUUUGCACUACCGGAUUCCCACUGUAGAGACGGCAGCCGGACGGCGCGCCGUGAUGCAGUUAGGACAUGUAUCAACGUGUAGGUUUGUAAACAAACCGUCAGAUUCACCGGUGUGGUCGCAUCAGCGGGCAGCGGCGGGCUACCCGAUAAGCGAUAACAUAGUCAGUUAUAUUUCGAUGCUUGAGGAGAGUGGUGCCGUGCGUAUAAAAUGAGCUUAGAAGUAAAUAUGGACUCUGAGGUUACUUAUACUCUAGUCCACGAAAGGCCGUCUUAUGGAUAAACUGUAGAUGAAUUAUAAAGACAAACGAUGACUUUGGAAAGUGGAAGGAAGUAUGCAGGCAAAUGAAAGAAGAUUUUGACUCUCUACCAGAUAAAGAUAGAAACGACAUUGGGAAAAUGGUAAUGAAAAAAUGGGCAAACAUAAGAGACAAUUGGAUGAAAUGCCAUAAAAAACUAAACGAGGAGAAAAAAUCUGGUGCUGGGGCGAAGAAAGUACGCAAAUAUUUGUUUUACGAAGAGCUACGAUUCCUUCAAAAAAUUGCAGAUCACCGAGUGACUUUUCAAAUAUUUCCGAAAAUGAUGACCAGUCUAAUACCGAAGCUUUCAAUGCCCAAACUGAUGCUGCCAUUGCGAUAGCCGAAACGCAAAAUCUGCCACGAGCAGAAAAAAAUAUUUGCACAAAAAAAAAUCCAAAAGCAAAGUAGGCUCUAAUGAUCUAGACGAGAAAAUGAGGAAGGUUAUCGAUGCUUCACUGGAACAGAACCAAACCCGAAUGAUGUCUUUUUUUCGGGGUAUUGCCCCAACAGUAGAAACAUUUUCUGAUGAAGAUAUCGUCACAUUUCAGUAUGAAGUGAUGAAAAUAAUUAAAAAUAUUACAUGCAAAAAACAAAGUAGUCAACAUUUUACACAACAAUCCGAAAGUUUGUUCCAUGAAUUACAUUCACCGCGUUAUGAAUUGCAAACCACAGCAGGUCCAUCAUCAACAACAGCCUCAUGGAGAAAUUCAGAUCAGUAUAAUCAAAGUUACUCUACAACACACAAUUCGCAACAGACAACGAACAUCAAUAAUUCUUCGGUCUGUGAACAGAUGUAUUCACAGACCUAUACUAGCCCACAAUCUAGUUGUUCCAAUGAUACAGUUUAUGAUUUUGCUACUUAAUAUGGUUUCCGUUACAGGUUUUUUUUAAUUAGCUCAAUGUUAAUUUGUGUUAUUACCUGUAUUGGUUAUCUUCAUGUGUCAAAUGAUCCUUAGAAUCCUAAUAAUUUAUCAAAAAUUCCCUUGACAUUCGAAAAACAGUUGGACAAACUUUUCUUGUCUUCUCUAAGCUUUUCGAAUAAUGUAUUAAAAGUUCCAAAUUUGAAUCUAUCUUGCAGCAAUGGCGGCACCCAGUAUCUUUUACGCCUUCGAUGUCUUUUUUUGUAAAA
Molecule: messenger RNA, 1557 nt
Organism: Acanthoscelides obtectus
Lineage: Eukaryota; Metazoa; Arthropoda; Insecta; Coleoptera; Chrysomelidae
Source: the annotation of a GenBank genome assembly